ACCUAACCCGGCAGGCGGCGCGGACCCUGGGUCUCAGCUGGAGCAGGAACGGCCCGCGAUCCCACCCUACCCGAGCCCCGCGGCCCAACCUGGCGCCCCUGAGAACCCCCUUCCCUGGCGAGACUGGCAGCAUUUCUUGGACAGGGCCGCGCUCCCGGCUCUGGGCCUGCGGUGCCCGGCGGGCGCCCCCGUCUCCUGGGGGCCUUCAGCCAGCUGUCCUGCUGUCAGCCACAGGGCUCGGGUGCUUAGGCCACCCUCCCGCCGAGCCCUGACCUUGGACCCUGGGCUGCUUCUGGGGGCUGUUGGCGGUGCCGUGCGUCACCUUCCCAGAGCUGGCGGACUGCACAGCCACUGCCCUUCCUGUUUCCAAGCUCCGAAAGGCUCUUGGCAGCACCUGCUGGCUGCGGCUCGGGUUGUGGGCAGGAAAGCCAGGCCCGAAGGCUGUCUCGUGGCUAGGAAGCUCACCCUCUUCCACCUACCCUCUUGGAAUUCCCCGUCCUCGGUCUUACCUGACCCCACCCCCACUAGAAUGUUGCCAGACAAGGCUGAGCUGCUUCUCCGUCACCUGAAUGCCUAGAACAGCGCCUGCUCUGGGCAGGGACAGCACACGUCCCUCCAACUAGCACAAGCACGCGAGCAGAGGUGUCACCGCGAGUGAGACGUAGCAGAGCAGCCUGGCAAAGCCUGAGUGACGAAGGGCUCCGCAGGGUCAGGCGUGAGUGAGCUGCUUCAGCGAGACAACCCACCAGCCCGACCCCUGGCCUCCGUCUGUGCUGGAAAAUGGCCGCCUCGGAGUCGGACUUCAAUCUCAAGGUGGUCCUGGUCAGUUUCAAGCAAUGUCUCAACGAGGCGGAGGAGGUGCAGCUGGACCACUACCUCGCCGGCUGGAGGGGUCUGGUCAGGUUCCUGAACAGCCUGGGCGCCAUCUUCUCCUUCAUCUCCAAGGACGUGGCGACGAAGGUGCAGAUCAUGGAAGGCCUGUGCGGCGGCCCCGGGCGGGAGCACUAUAGCACCCUGCAGUCCAUGGUGGCCUAUGAGGUGGGCCACAAGCUGGUGGACUUGGAGCGGCGCGCCCGCUACCCUGACUCGGGCUGUCGGACGGUGCUGCGGCUGCACCGGGCCCUGCGCUGGCUGCAGCUCUUCCUGGAGGGCCUGCGCACCAGCCCGGAGGACGCCAGCACCGCCACACUCUGCACCGAGUCCUACAACGCCUCGCUGGCCGCCUUCCACCCCUGGAUCGUCCGCCGGGCCGUCACCGUGGCCUUCUGCACGCUGCCCGCACGCAGGGCCUUCCUGGAGGCCAUGAACGUGGGGCCCCCCGAGCAGGCUGUGGAGAUGCUGAGCGAGGCCCUGCCCUUCAUCGAGCGUGUGUACAGCAUCUCCCAGAAGCUCUAUGCCGAGCACGCCCUGCUGGGCCUGCCCUAGGGGCUAGAGGCCGGGGCAGCUGGGCUGUCAGUCCCAGGAGAGGGAGGACCACUGUUCCCCUGCGGACGAGGCUUGGGGAGUGACAGGCUGCGUGGCCCACUGCAAGAAUGCAGGUCUGGCCGUGCGCUCCACACCCGUCCCCUCACUCUGCCUGGGCCUCCUAGCUUUCCGCUCGGCCAGGUCCCUGUGUGUGCAGUCAGGCGUCACCCAGUGGGUAACGUGCAGAAGGCGGGGGGGGCGGUGGUACAGGACCAGCGUCCUUGCAGAAGCCCAGGAGGCUACCUUGGCCUGUGUGUGGUCUGUGAGAUGGGGCGAGUCACAGGUCCCAGGAGGGCAGACUUUGCCAGUGAACAUGUCCAGCUGUUUGUGUCCUUUCCAGACCCGGGAUGCAAUGUCUGCCCAGGGGUGCUACUUCCGGCCCCUCCGUGCCAUGCAAGCAGUCCCCAGGCCAGGGAGAGAAUCUCUGGGCAGUGGCUGGCAUUGCAGCCCAUUCCCUGCCCCUCACCUUGUUAGCCAGGGCCCCACGUGUCCGCAGCAGUGACAGUGGGAGCCGAAGCCCACGCACAGGCCUGCACUUCCUCUCCCUGCACACGUCUGCUGCCUCCUGCAGCCACACCGCCCAGGGCUCCCCAGGCAGCUGCCUGUGAGCCUGCAUAGCACAACCCCAGAGCCCCUGGGGGCCCGUGACCGCUGGGCCAACUGGCUUCUCCCUCCUCAGGGUCCAGCAAGAUGCUGCAUUCACUAUUCUCUGCCCCUCACCGCUCUAUCUCCGCGGAGCUCAGGAGACCCAGGGUGCAUGGCAGAUGGAGGGGCCUGGACCCCUUUGCCUGCUACGGUGGCAGACAGCCAUGCCCGGCCCAGCCAUCACCGAGCGCUUGGGAGCCUGGCCCGUUCCACUGGUUCUUCAUGGAGAUCCCAGGUCCAUGGUGCCAAGGGAGCGAUGUCCACCACACAGCAGUUGGGCAUACGUGGGGGCUUGUAGGACCCUUGGAGACCAAUACGGGUGGUGGUUUUUCCAAUGUGAAUAAAUUGCGAUUGCAGAACCAGA
Molecule: messenger RNA, 2473 nt
Organism: Pteropus alecto (black flying fox)
Lineage: Eukaryota; Metazoa; Chordata; Mammalia; Chiroptera; Pteropodidae
Gene: CPTP
Product: ceramide-1-phosphate transfer protein
Exons: 4
Coding region: 781-1425 (214 amino acids)
Biological process (GO): intermembrane lipid transfer; ceramide transport
Cellular component (GO): cytoplasm; cytosol; membrane
Molecular function (GO): ceramide 1-phosphate transfer activity; ceramide 1-phosphate binding
Source: RefSeq, a predicted model, not a curated record